AUUGGCUUUGAUCUCGCACCGUGCGCACACAACCCCAGUCCAGCUCUGCGGCAAUCGCUGGCCACCAGAAUCCCUGAGCGCUGCAUCUCUCUACCCUUGGUGCUGCCCUGAGACUGAUCGCUCAACAAUGACUUUUGGUGCUUCCGAUGCCAGGGAGGUCGUGCGAUCCGUCGUCGCCAACCUGCCGACACUCACAACGGACUUGGCCGAUCCAACCCGCUACGAGAAGCUUCUGUCCUUCCUGGAGGGUUUUCUUCGCGGCGAUCCGGACUCGCUCCAGUUUAUGAUCGAUAUCGGUGUGCUUCCGGCCCUUACGACAUGCAUCGACAGCGACAAUCCUAGGAUCGUAUCACUGGCGCUUCGGCUCUUUGGGCAUCUGAUCGCCAGCGACAAGGACAGCGGAGCUGGAGUCUUCAAAACUACUCAAAACAGGUUUUCUGGCAUCCUUGAGGCAUAUAUAACGAUCGGAACAGAUGAAGCAGCUUCGCUCUCUGCAAAAUACGGCUGCCUGGUUGGCCUGGGACUCUGCUUGAAGUCAGAACCAGGCGCCCAGUGGAUACAUGAGACCGGCAGAUUGCUCGACAUUGUGCUUCCUGCAUUUGGGAGCCCAAGCACAUUUGUUGCCGAGGCGAGCUGCGAGUGUAUCGCAGUGAUCCUCGGCUCGCCGCAGAUCCGCCCAGGCCGCAAUGAUCCCGGCGUCUACCAGCUGUUGACGACGACGCUGCUCGUAUCGGGGCGGCUCGGGAUGGUGCUGAAGGAGCUACUAUCGAGCAGGAGCUCGAUCGACGCAAAACUCGCCGGCACAGAGCUGCUAUGGCGCCUGUCUCGAGUCGAAACGCAGAGCUCGCUCGGUUUUUUCAUCGACGAAGAGCUGGUGCCGGCUCUUCUGGCGAUGUUGCCAGACUCGGACCGAAUCAUCCGUCAGCGCGUGCUGGACAUCUUGGGCAGUCUGUUUGCAUGGACAAGCGAUCCUGCGGCUCUAUUGUUCGGCUUCAACAGCACCAACUACUCCCAGGACGAUGAUGGCCUUGGCGAAGCGCUGUUGCGUGAACAUAUCGUGCCCAUGAUGAAGCAGGUCACCAAGCCCACACAUGCAGAUGUGUCGUUCAUACUGGGGUUUCUGGAGGUCCUCUCAUUACUCGACUCAUCAAGAACGGACGACGCUAUCCAUACCACUCGCAAAUGGCGCUCAAGCACGGAUUUACGCAUAUCAGCGCUACUGGCCACGCUCUGUUUUGAAGCGCUGAGUGAGCCGGCACGGCGACACCAAGAAUGUGCGAACUGGUGCGCAGAGCACCUCAAGACGCCUCAGUCGAAGUGGACAGCUGCUACGGAGCUGCUCAGGACAUGGAUUAAGGCACUCUCAGGCACUCUCCAGCAUCGGCGGCGCAUGCUGUCUCUUGUGAUCGAUGCUAUGGUCAGGAUCGUAAAUGUGCGUCCUGAGAGCCAGUCUAUUCUCUGCCACCUGUUUUGUGCGCUGUUGGCCGAGACUGACUACCGGGACCACAAGAAGAUCGUGGAUGGAGCCUUGGCGUUGUUACUUCGCUGCUUGUCCCUGUCUCCGAGCCGUGCUGAGGCAAGCGAGAUAAGUCCCAUCAUCGACGUGAUGUUGGAUGAUGCACCGCUGGAUUCCAAGACUCUCCAGAAGCUCCUGGUGAUUGUUUCGCUCCUUGCCGAGUCUGAACAAAUCGAUCAGAAGGCAACGCAUAUGAUUGUAGGCAAAGUCGUUGCGAAGCGGUACAGCGCAUCGUGGGAUAUCCGCGACACGUUUGUCGAGUUUGUGGGCCUGAUGUUCAGCCAAGACGACCAAGUGAAAAGCAAUGCCGCAGUGACCUUGGCUAUCCGGCACGAGUUUCCGCGGAUCGCUUUGUCGAUGGUUCGGGACCAAGAGCCCUUCGUUCGAAGCACAGCCAUGCUUUCGCUGCAGAGAAUCAUCCAGCAUCCUCGCGGAUGCCUGUUCCUCCAGACACACGACCUGGGAACCACGUUGUCUGAUGGCCUUGCCGAGAUCCUCCUGGGAGAAAGCGAGGCCUUUGUCCGCCGCUCCGCGCUCGAGCUCCUCGGGAUCAUGAUCACAGUCGGCCCAUGUCGGCAGUGGGUGCAGCGCUCGGAUAGAUGGUGAGUGCCGCUCAGCGAGAGGAACAUCUGUCUGCAGCAUGCCCGAAUUGACAAGGCUGGUGCUAUGUGUGCAUGUAGUGCGUCUGGGGUCGUGCGAUCCUCUCAGGACCUUGACUCGGAGAUUCGGCGCCGGGUCAUCCAGCUUCACUCGCUCUGCGUGCAAGCGCUUCUGAGUGCCCCUGACGACGAGAACGGUCUCGCAGCCUUGUUUCAGGCCAG
This is a messenger RNA of Polychytrium aggregatum, 2337 nucleotides long. Its product is annotated as armadillo-type protein. The transcript has 14 exons. Gene Ontology annotation, cellular component: nucleus. The record is from RefSeq and is a predicted model, not a curated record. Gene Ontology annotation, biological process: cell population proliferation; positive regulation of protein phosphorylation; DNA damage response. Lineage: Eukaryota; Fungi; Chytridiomycota; Chytridiomycetes; Polychytriales. The coding region runs from base 128 to 2122 and encodes 664 amino acids.